Zerene cesonia (dogface butterfly) is the source of this 1924-nucleotide messenger RNA. RefSeq lists its product as uncharacterized. Gene Ontology annotation, molecular function: diacylglycerol O-acyltransferase activity; long-chain-alcohol O-fatty-acyltransferase activity. Gene Ontology annotation, biological process: triglyceride biosynthetic process. Gene Ontology annotation, cellular component: plasma membrane. The transcript is spliced from 6 exons. Bases 61 to 1725 code for a protein of 554 amino acids. NCBI's taxonomy places the organism in Eukaryota, Metazoa, Arthropoda, Insecta, Lepidoptera, Pieridae. The record is from RefSeq and is a predicted model, not a curated record.
UUCACAUCAGUAGAACUCGAGUUGCCUUUGUACAAAGAGCUAGUUGUACAAGUAAUAAGUAUGCAGAAAAUAAGUGUACUAUUCAAUGAUUCUUUAGAUAAAGAAUUGAUUGAUUUUAGUGUUUCACCAGCAUCCGAUCUACUCGAAUAUGCUAGUAGUAAAGUCACAAAACUACUCAGCAAUAUUUGUUGUUUGCUUGCAGUAAUCAUAUCAUUCAUAAUGGGAUUUGAGUACGAUAAAAUAUACAAAAAAGCCAAAAUCAAAGUUAGUGAAAAGGAAAUUUUACGUAUUAUAGUUGUUGUUGUUUUGUUUAUGCUGUUACCUAUUGUUUUAGUGUGUAUAGUGUUAAGUUUAGUGUAUAAAAGUCUGUGUGCAGUAAUUAUUAAGAGUAGAGACAAAAACUUUGUUAAGUUUCUCGAUAGUUUUGAUGUAUUUUGGUGCUUGGAGGACAAUGCGAACAGUAAUAUUAUUGAAGUGUUAGGUAUAAUUCAGGCUGAUUGUCCAUAUGCACUGGUGGAUAAAAUAAGAGAAAAGUUGGAGGAUGUCAUAUCAAAUAAAUCGGUUGAAAAAAUAUUUUAUAGAAGGCAAGAACAAUUCGGUUUUUAUUACUGGCGCAAGAAUGAUGACGUCAACAUCAACCAAUACGUAAAGUUGCUAAACGUAACGAACAAAAAUAGCCUAAAUCCUGACGAUCUAGAAAGUCUCAUGAGUGAAUUGACUAAGAAAUCAUUGCCGUAUAAUGGCGAAGGUCUUUUUGAAAUCUUAAUCACCGAUAUUGAGUUAAAUGAUGAAGGCGAUCUUUUAGAUAGUUACGCAAUCAUAUUUAGAAUACAUCAUUCAGUGGGCGAUGGUAUUGCCUUGAUAGAGUUUCUGUGUGAAAUUCUAGCAGAUGAUACCAGUCAAACAGUCCAACUGUUUAAAGCACCUGAAGUUUGUAAUCUAUUUGAUCAGAAUAUGGUAAAAGACAUAGCAGAGUUAACCAAAACAAUAAGUGAAAUGAUACUGUGCGCUGUGGAGGGUGUUAUAAGGAAACCCGAUAUAAAUUCGUUACAUGGACCGACGUUAGAGGGUAAAAAGAUAUUUAAAUGGAUUGAUUCGAAUGAUAAUUUACUUCAAAUGAUAAAGCAUAUAAAAGAAAAACAAGAUGACUUAAACUUUUCAGAUAUAUUAGCGACUGCUUUGUCGAAUGGAUUACGAAAAUAUUUUUCUCAGACUAUGUUGUACAUACCAGAGCAUGUCGCAGUAAUUAUCCCAAUUAGAUUGAGUACAAAUGAGGACACGCUAAUUUUGGAAAACAAUUUCACUGUCAGCAUUCUGGACUUACCGCUCAAUAAUGAUUUGAGGUCUAUAAGCACUUGCUGUAAUCGACUACGAAGAAGUCUAGAUCCUAUGACGAACCACUACUUGUUAAAAUUGUGCAACGUUUUCCCGAAUUAUAUUCUGGAGCAGGUUUUUAACAGCGAUCAAGCGACGAUGGUUUUUAGCAACAUACCGGGACCCAAGCGUUUGAGCAUUUGUGGUUGUGUAGUGAAAUCUUUGGUAUUCUUUGUACCAAAUAAGGGCACUACAGGUGUGGGUGUCACUGCUUUAUGCUAUGGCGGCGUGUUGAGGUUUGCAGUAAUGGCCGAUUCAGCUCUUCUAUCUAGGCCUGAGGAUCUAUCGAAUAUUCUAGACGGAAUGGUUGAGGAAAUCAAGCGAUUGUAUGCAGAGAACGUAGCAGUGUAACUUAAAAUUGUGGUGUGGCCGCUCUGCAUUGAUUUCUCAGUAAAAGAUAUGGAGAAAAUCAGUAUAAAGCAUUUGCCAACCAGACAACUAUAUUUUAAAGUGCACAAUAAUUCUCCGCAGGUAAAAGAUUAAGAAUAAGAAUACAAUGAAUAUCUUCACAAUAAAAUUAUUUAAUGAAUAAAAUAACUAAUGAGUAAGU